Messenger RNA from Gadus macrocephalus (Pacific cod), 2109 nucleotides. RefSeq names its product glial cell line-derived neurotrophic factor-like. The record is from RefSeq and is a predicted model, not a curated record. NCBI's taxonomy places the organism in Eukaryota, Metazoa, Chordata, Actinopteri, Gadiformes, Gadidae. The transcript has 2 exons. Gene Ontology annotation, molecular function: growth factor activity; glial cell-derived neurotrophic factor receptor binding; receptor tyrosine kinase binding. Bases 436 to 1242 code for a protein of 268 amino acids. Gene Ontology annotation, biological process: positive regulation of branching involved in ureteric bud morphogenesis; negative regulation of neuron apoptotic process; peripheral nervous system development.
UCUAUAUUGUUAUGCUCUUCAUCUCCAGUUGAUGGCGAGUAAGCAGAGGAUGGACUAUUAGACGUCAUUACCACUCCCAGUCUGCUCCAACCUUCCCCUUCUCCGCUCACUGUUGACGGCGCAUAUUGAUGGAGCCGAGUUGCGGAGAGGGGGUGCGCGGAGGGAAAACAGCUUCAAUUCAUUUGGAAAUGUGGGAUCGGGAAUAAAACUAUCUUGGAAUACGAUAUUUAUUUUUGGCGCCUUUGGAUAUAUGUGGUCUGACUUUUGUUUUCAGGGAUUCGAUUUUUUUGCAAACGUUUUACAACUUUUUCAGUCAAACGAAAUAACUUUGAUUCUGAGUCAAAACCCCUUUUCUUUAAUGUUUUGAUAUGUAAACCAUUGGAUGGCGGCUGUUUUCGCGUAACGUCAUGUUCUUCCCUCGGUUUGAAGUGGACAAUGAAGUUAUGGGAUAGCCUGACCACUUGUUUGUUUCUGCUGAGCUCCGUGCACACGAGCCCCCGGACACAACCGCGCCGACCACCGCCGUCCACCUCAGAUCCCCCCGAGAGACCCCUCGAAACGCCGCCAGUUAAGAUCCGAUUAUCAAUAAAUCCAGCUGCCAACACCCGAGUCUUCACGGACCGAGACGAUCUAGAAAGGAUGGCAGAUACUGAACAAAGCGCGGUAGAGGAGCGCCUGGCCGAGUGUCUGGACGGCGCCGUGGACGCUGUCCGAGUGACCGUCAGCCGAAAGCCCCGCUCUGCCUCUCAGUCUGCCUCUCCUCCUCCUUCCCCUUCGUCCUCCCCCUCCACCGCCCCGGCCACCGCCAGGGUCAACCUGAGCUCCAGGGCUCGCCACAGAAGGGGGAGGAAGACGGCAGUGAGCGAGAGGAGCAGUAGGGGCGGAAGAGGAGGAGGAGGAGGAGUUAAAGGGGCCAGGAGGAGGAAUGGGAAAAGAGGAAGAGGGGGACAGGGCUGCGUGCUGAAGCAGAUCCAUCUCAACGUGACAGACCUGGGCCUGGGCUACCAGUCUGAGGAGGAGAUGAUAUUCAGGUACUGCUCUGGGCCGUGUCGGAAGUCCGAGACAAACUACGACAAGAUCCUUCACAACAUCGCUCACGACAGGAGGCUGGGCGCCAGAGACGCGCCCCCCAACCCCUGCUGCCGCCCAAUAGCAUUCGACGAUAACCUAUCCUUUCUGGACGACAACCUGGUGUACCACACCAUACGGAAGCACUCUGCCAGGAGGUGCGGUUGCGUGUAGCACGGGGACCUGCAGACCUGCUCCAGCCUUCACCGGGUCCUGCUGCGAGCCAGGUCUCUCUGCUUCCCUCUGUCUCAUGUUCUCAAGAGUUUUAAUUGAUCACGUCGUCAGGAAACACUCUGCUAGAGCUGUGUGUGUGUGUGUGUGCGUGUGUGCGUGUGUGUGUGUGUGUGUGUGUGUGUGUGUGUGUUAGUGAUGCUUAGGAACGCAAGAGACAAUAAAGAUAACCGAGGCCCAAAUGGAGUGUGCCUCAAUAUGGCAGAGCUGGGACCCUUUAAAAGCUCUGUGCUGGCUCCUCAACAUCACUCUGAUGCUUCUGUUAUCUCCCUGGUGGUUCUGCCAGAUUCAACCUCAUCCAUUCCUACAGUGUAAACAAUCUAUGUCCAACUUCAAAUGUGUUCACUUAUGAAAAGGAUUCUCAAACUCUUAAGUAACUUAUUGUUAUUUAUUAUUUCUUGUAUAAAAUGAGUAAAAAUAAUGAAAUCAACUAUUUAUUGUUAUUGUUGGAAGUUAUAUAAUGGAGUAUGCCAACGAUUGAAUUAAAAUAGGCAAGAUUAUUUGCAAAGUGAUGAAGAACGCAAAAUAUCACACAGUAGACUAGUAAUGGUGUUUAAAUGCACAGAAAUAUAGCUGACAGAAUGCUUUAACCGUUUACAUGUUCCUUGAUUGCCUGACUGUUGGAAAUAUAUUUACUUGUUUGGUCUUUUUGUGAGUGUUAAGCAUUUUUUAUGUUGACAUUUCAUUAUUUGUAACCAAACGUGUAUUCUUGCUCCAAAACAUGCCUUUAUUUUUCUACCACGUUAUAAUUAUGAUAUCAUUAUUAUUUUACCAUAUUAAUAUUAUUAAAUCAACCAUAAUGUAUAGUAA